UAGUUGUGGGCAGGCAAUCAAGCGAGUACCAUGGACCGCUUUUCGUACAAAGUGUGGGUGCCAAUCACAGUGGUGAUUGCCAUCACCUUGUCGAUGCAUCAUCGCUCCUAUGAUGCCGUGACGGGUGCUGUGGAACAGUUGAUGAACCAAGAUAUCUUUGCACCAACACGCAUGGACGAUUCUGCCUUGCCAUCAUCCCAUGAGCCCAACAAGAUUGACAAGCCACUCAAUGUGGUUGUUAUGUAUGGUGAUGAUUGGAGGCAUGAUGCGAUUGGCGUUGCUGGAACUCUGCCCGUGGAAACUCCCUUUAUCGAUUGGUUGUCUCGCAACAAGGGGAUGCGCUUCACGCACAAUUGUGUCACAUCUUCCAUUUGUUGGAUCAGCCGAGCUACGCUUCAUUCCGGCAAGUACUUUUCUCGACACAAAGCGGAAGAACCGGCAUCGGAAGACUGGUACAAGGACUUUCAUCAAGCAUUUCCGGCAUUACUCAAAAAUGCGGGGUAUUAUGUGGCACAUAUUGGAAAGUGGCACACUUGGAACAGCGGUAUCAUCCAAAAGUACUACCAUCACUGGCAGGAAUACUAUGGACGCCAUUGGUAUCCUGGAAAUCCCCACCCAAUCCACGCCACUACGAGAAACCAAGAAGAUGCCGUUGCCUUUUUGAAAGACAGACCCAAAAAAUUCGCCGACAAACCAUUCUUUCUCCUCACGGCAUUUUUUGCACCACAUUCGUGGGAUGGGAAUCCGGAACAGUUUCUACCGCAGAAUGAAACCUUUCAUGUUUACAAAAAUCUAACACUCAAAGAACCCUAUGACAUGGCAUCCUCGUUCAAACGACUCCCUCCUCUGUUUACCGAACGAAAUGAAGCACGCAACCGAUGGCGGCAUCGAUUCGAUGAACCCACAAAAUACGACAAAAUGCUCAAAAACUACUUUCGACUCAUUACUGGUGUUGAUACGGCUUGCAAAGCCGUCUGGGAUGAACUAGAUCGACAGGGAAUCUUGAAUGAGACCAUUUUCAUUUUCACUACGGAUAAUGGGUUCUACCAUGGGGAACACGGUCUCGCUGGUAAAUGGUACCCACAUGAAGAGAGCAUCCGCGUGCCGCUCGUGAUUUGGGAUCCACGCAUGCCCGACAGUUUGCGUGGCACCACAGACGAUUCCUUUACUUUGAAUGUGGACUUGGCUCCAACCAUUCUAGGUGCUGCCAAUAUCACACCUCCAAAAGUCAUGCAAGGAAGAGACAUUUCGGAUCUCUACUUGAGACCCCAUUCUCCUCCUUGGAGAAAAGAGUUCUUUUAUGAACACCCAGUACACUUGCACAAAGAGAUCAUCCCUGCAUCUACGGCCUUGGUGCGAAAGGAACUGAAGUACAUUGACUGGCCAGGCUGGGAUACAGAACAACUCUUCAAUUUGACCAAUGAUCCCCUUGAACAAACCGAUGAAAUCAACAAUCCGAUCUAUGCUAACAUCCUGAAAGAAAUGAGAGCAAGACACAGUGUCCUUCGCGAGUGGGUCAAGUAG
This is a messenger RNA of Seminavis robusta, 1524 nucleotides long. The record is from the annotation of a GenBank genome assembly. Lineage: Eukaryota; Bacillariophyta; Bacillariophyceae; Naviculales; Naviculaceae.